Molecule: messenger RNA, 1762 nt
Organism: Eubalaena glacialis (North Atlantic right whale)
Lineage: Eukaryota; Metazoa; Chordata; Mammalia; Artiodactyla; Balaenidae
Gene: PABPC4L
Product: poly(A) binding protein cytoplasmic 4 like
Exons: 1
Coding region: 425-1537 (370 amino acids)
Cellular component (GO): cytosol; nucleus; ribonucleoprotein complex
Molecular function (GO): mRNA 3'-UTR binding; poly(A) binding; poly(U) RNA binding
Source: RefSeq, a predicted model, not a curated record
GCCGCCGCCUCAGACGCCACUUGUGGAAUUCUUUCCCCCGGCGGCUGUAACUUUAAACCGGCCUGAGCGAGGCCUAUCUUUAUUCAGAAACCAGCGACCGGAGAAUGGCUGUGGAGAACGCUGAGAUGGAGGGCCAGCCCGCCACUUGAAGAUUCCUCACCAAGUGGCCGGGAAGGACCGGCUUGACCUAGGAAUCUUUCUUUGAGAUUUCAAGGUUCUGUCGCCCCCUUCCAGGGUUGGCCGGGCUGGUUGUUUUUGACUGAGGGUGCUGCCCGAGCCUGGGGAGCUGUACACGAAUGAACCGCAUCGCCUGGCCUCAGAGCGCUGACUCUGAGGCCACCACGCAUGAGCCCGGGCCACCCUCCUGCAGAGAUCACUCCAGGAGCUCCUUGGGGACCGGCUUGCGGUGGUGAGGAGCCAGGAGAUGCAUGUAGCCGCCAAGUUCCGCCAGGCCUCCCUGUACGUGGGUGACCUCCACGCGGACGUCACCGAGGACCUGCUGUUCAAGAAGUUCAGCGCUGUGGGGCCCGUGCUGUCCAUCCGCAUCUGCAGGGACCUGGUCACCCGCCGCUCUCUGGGCUAUGCCUACGUGAACUUUCUGCAGCUGGCGGAUGCCCAGAAGGCCCUGGACACCAUGAACUUUGACCCGAUAAAGGGCAAAUCCAUCCGUCUCAUGUGGUCUCAGCGUGACGCCUACUUGAGGAAAUCUGGAAUUGGGAACGUGUUCAUCAAGAAUCUGGACAAAUCCAUUGAUAACAAAACCCUUUAUGAACACUUUUCGUCUUUUGGGAAGAUCCUGUCCUCCAAGGUGAUGAGUGAUGAUCACGGCUCCAGGGGCUAUGCGUUCGUGCACUUUCAGAACCAGAUUGCCGCCGACAGGGCCAUCCAGGAGAUGAAUGGGGCGCUGCUUAAGGACUGCAGGCUGUUUGUUGGCAGAUUCAAAAGCCGCAAAGAUCGGGAAGCCGAGCUCCAAAACAAAGCCAGUGAGUUCACCAAUGUUUACAUCAAAAACUUCGGAGAUGACAUGGAUGAUGAGAGACUGAGGGAAGUUUUCAGCAAAUAUGGAAAAACCUUGAGUGUUAAGGUGAUGACAGAUUCCAGUGGGAAAUCCAAAGGCUUUGGCUUUGUGAGUUUUGAUAGCCACGAGGCUGCCAAAAAGGCUGUUGAAGAAAUGAAUGGAAAGGACAUAAAUGGACAACUGCUUUUUGUAGGCCGGGCACAAAAGAAAGCAGAGCGACAGGCUGAGUUAAAGCAAAUGUUUGAGCAGCUGAAACAGGAAAGAUUUCGGCGGUGCCGGGGGGCAAAGCUCUAUAUUAAGAACCUGGAUGAGACCAUUGAUGAUGAAAAGCUACGGAGGGAAUUUUCUUCAUUUGGAUCAAUUAGCAGAGUUAAGGUAAUGCAGGAAGAAGGGCGAAGCAAAGGGUUUGGCUUGAUCUGCUUCUCCUCUCCUGAGGAGGCCACUAAAGCAAUGACUGAGAUGAAUGGCCGCAUCUUGGGCUCCAAGCCGCUCAACAUCGCCCUGGCCCAGAGGCCCUAGGAGAGGAAAACUUAAUGCACCAGCCAGUGUUUGUAGCAUCUUGGGGGAUGUUAGUGAUCUCUGCCUGAAUCGUCCUCAGUAAAUUUCAAAUCCCAGCUGAUGGCUGCUUAGUUUAGUAAACAUUAUGAUCGAAGGUUUUGUAUACAAAGCUAUUUAUUUUUCUUUGGAGGAAAAAUAAGUGAAUCUUAGAACCUCGGUUCUUUUUAUAGAGGCACACCAUCUAAU